CCCAACCGGCACUUUAGCUCCAUUCCACGUCGUCGUAUCGUUUAUUCGUUAUCAAAAAUUAAUACAAUUCAGCCCAAAAGGCCUGAAACUGGGCCUAUUAGGGAGUGAGAUGAUUUGAGCGAGAAUCGUCGUCUCCCUAAGAAAAUGUUGGCGAUCACGAGAGUGAUUAGCCGGAGAAUCCAUGGCAAGGGAGGCGAUGUAGCUGUUCCAAAACUCUCAGGAUUCUCUAUUGUAUCUCCCAAAAACGUUGAGGUAGAGUAUGGAGAUGGGAGCAAGUUCAGUUUCUCAUCUGAGUUUCUGAGAGUGCAUAGUCCAGCUGCUGAUGGAAAAGUCAGAUCAAUCGGUGGCGAAAAGGUGAUAUCUGGAAGGAGGUAUGUAGGAAUCAUGUCUGCAGAACCAGUGGGAAACUAUGGGGUAAGGUUAGUGUUUGAUGACUUGCAUAGAACCGGAAUAUAUCCGUGGGAUUAUUUCUACGAGCUUGGGAGCAAUAAGUUUGGUCUCAUGAGAAGCUAUAUCAAGAUUCUUCAAAAGCAUCAUCUCAGCCGUGAACCUCCCCCCAGAAGGAUAUGAUUCUGGUCAAUGUGUUUUUCUAACUUUUUGGUUCAAAGUGUUUGUUAGAAUCUUUGUGCAGAAACAUGGAAUCUUGUUGGCUUCUUUCAGAGUGCAGGCCGUAUACAUUAUAUAUUCAUUUGGGCUCA
Messenger RNA from Raphanus sativus (radish), 698 nucleotides. RefSeq lists its product as uncharacterized. The record is from RefSeq and is a predicted model, not a curated record. The coding region runs from base 145 to 570 and encodes 141 amino acids. The transcript has 4 exons. NCBI's taxonomy places the organism in Eukaryota, Viridiplantae, Streptophyta, Magnoliopsida, Brassicales, Brassicaceae.